CGCGUCCGCUUCUCCACCGCAGGCCGCACCUCGCCUGCCUUCCUCUCGAUGCCUCAGUUUGAUGGCAUGGCCUCUCGUUUUCCAUGACAAAAGCAUGAAGCUUUGUAUCGCGUCUUUCGUUUGGUUUGUGCUUCGUUUGGUGGUAUUGGUCGAGGGCGCUGCUGAUUGCUCGCCGGCGUCCGGAUCCCUCACCAUAAAAACCGCACAAGAUGUGUCCGACCUUACCACAUGCACUUCCUUCACCGGCAACAUUGUUGUCGCCGCCGACGGACCCCAGGACAUCCAACUCGACGGCGUCACGUCCGUCUCUGGCAACAUCGACAUCGAAAACGUCGCAAAGCUCCGCUCUUUAACUUCCACUUCUCUGGAAGCCGUAUCUAGCUUCACGCUAAACAGUCUCCCCGCGCUAUCCACACUCACUUUUCCCGCCUUGAAGAACUUUUCGUCCUUGAAGUGGUAUAAUCUCCCGUCCCUGGAGCAAUGCAAAAUCGCUACCGGCGCCAUCGACGGCGAAAUCCAAGAAAUCAGCAUCUUUAAUACAUCCCUAAAGAGUCUUGACUGGCUCACCUGGCCCAUCGGCGCAGCACUAAACAUCACAUCCAACUCAAACCUACAAUCGUUCGGCAUCCCGUACAGUUCCAUCAAUGCGAACAGCGCUUACACACUCACUUCGAACCCCUCGCUCGCUAGUGUCGACGUCUCCUCCCUCACCGGCAUCUAUGGCGGCCUCGAAAUCUCCGGGAAUGCUGUGAAGACGUUGGACUUUUCGAAGCUGCAGACGAUUGGCGGGUUUGUGCAGUUGAGCGGUGAUUACACGAAUGUGAGCAUGCCGGUGCUGAGCGGGAUCAACGGCGCAUUGAGUGUGGAAUCCACCGAAGACAUCACUGCACUGUGUAGCAAUCUCGCGCAGAAAAGACUGGCGGGCCACUACGACUGCACGCCAAAUGCGCAGAAGAGCGCCUCCAACCCUACAGCCACAACGAGUUCUGGAGCCCCGACAGCUACGGCCACGACGCCACCUACUCCCAAUGAAAAUAGCUCAAAGAGCAGCAUAAGCAACGCUGUAAAAAUCGCCAUCGGCAUCGCCACACUAAUCAUCACGCUCCUCUUCCUCACCGCAGCAUUCUUCUUCUUCCGCCGCCGCUCGCGUGCCAAAGUCCGCGAGAUCGAACCCUCCUCGCACCGCUCCUCCAGCGCAGACCCGUUCGCCAAGUCCAAAUCCGCCGAAGCCAACGCCUUCGAGCUCGAAGAAUCGGACUACUCCAGCAACCCGACUUCGCCGAAAGAGCUGGAGGCGCCUGGCAUACGGCUGGAACUGGCGAAUGGGAGGACGCGGCAGGAGAUGCCGGCUGGCGUGAUGCCGCACGAGCUGGAGGCGUGGCAUGGGCGGUGCGAGAUGCAUAGUCCUGCGAUGAGUACCGGGAGCGUGAAUAGUAUUACGCCGCUGGUGAGGCAUGAGUUGCCUGCUUGAAGAGGGGCAGGGGUGAAGACACGAUUGGGUGAUGAGAAAUACUGCCAAGAGCGUGAUAAUGUAUGGGGAGCCGAUGCACACUGCAUGCGCGAGCCAUCAGCAUUCCGGUUCGACGACAGGCCUCCAAUGACUUGUGCGGUGCGUGAGGAAAACAUCCGAAGGCCAUACCCGACGAAACGUACGAUGUGCCCUCCGAAACGAGCUUAGCUCACCCGGUCGAACUAACCGACCCAAUAGGACGCCGUCACCCUCCACCAACCUCGCAUCGAGACACGUCGCUCGGCACACCUCCCCUCUAUCGCGGUAGCUCGGCUCGCUUACUCGCUUGCAACCACACGGAGGAAUUGUGGCGGGGGUGUCGAAUACG
Trematosphaeria pertusa is the source of this 1838-nucleotide messenger RNA. RefSeq lists its product as uncharacterized. The record is from RefSeq and is a predicted model, not a curated record. The transcript has 2 exons. Lineage: Eukaryota; Fungi; Ascomycota; Dothideomycetes; Pleosporales; Trematosphaeriaceae. Bases 95 to 1471 code for a protein of 458 amino acids.